CGACAUUAAACAUUUCUCUGCUACCACUCCGGCAGUUGUUCGGAUCCUUCCUUCAAUUCCCAGACGAAGGUUUCGGCUGCCGGCAAAGAGCGCGGAGACCCGCCAGGUUCGGAAACUUGGUCCGUCUCUGCAGGAUUCGCUCGGCCGUUUCUCGUGCGGUAGUGAGCGGAGGGAGCCUUCCUGCAGUCAUCGCGGCAUAACUACCGCGGAGUUCAGAGUCCAGACUUUAGAGUCAGCCUCAUAGGGCGUUUUAAUCUGCACAGGAGAUGGGGCCGUCUCUAUUUGUGUUGCCAGGCGUGCGGCAAGAGUGGGCAUUGGAUUCGGGAGGAAGGCUGAUGGAAGUAAUAACAGCAAUAACAGCAAUAGCAGCUUUUUGUAGCUAGUGUUAUGCAUGGAAGAAAAGGCCCUAAAAGUCCUUAAUUGAUCUAAUUACUGCAAGGCUCACGGAGGGUUGAGACCGUUGUUGCGGGUCUGAUGCUAGCCUCAUGCAGCUGGCAGCCAAACUCUGUUGCCUCACGCCGCAUUUCUUCCUCCUUUCACCUUCACUGUCAGGCAUAAGCAUAAGCACAACGAUUUCAUCAAUUCUCAUCUGUCCAGACCCCCAAGUCAAAUCAACUGAAUACUCCAAGAACGAUUUGAUGAUGUUCGAAUAACCCGUCAGGUUCCCUAAUUACUGCACUAUCUGUUCUGCCUGGAAAAAUCUCUCCAAGCUACACACACAAGAUCGCGAGUCGAAUACUUUUCAUCUCUAAACCACUGCAUUCUUCUCAAAGGCAACGCGCAAUACAAACCAUGGCCCUUAGAGUCCGAUUACGAUACUUCCAUCUACCUCGAAGAUCAUCGUAUCUGCGUGGGUAGCGGUGUGCGCCUUGCCUCAGACUUUUCCAGGAUUCGUCCACCGUCUAUCUAUUUCCCUCCUGGGGUUUCGACCAUCGUGGAGGACAAUUCUCUUUUGUCGUUUCAUAAAAACGCCCUAGUUCAGGAACUAUUUGGAUUCCUAUCUUUUCCCUCUGUCUCCCUGUCCUUUUUUCACGGGAAAAAUUAGAUUGCCGAUUUCGUCAUGUUCUCUCAAAGAUUUCGGCAGUCGCUUGGCCGCUGCAUCAUUGCGGUGCUCCCGCCAUUCAAUUUCCUGACACUGCAUUAUACCUACUUCUUCGCGACUUGUCUGAUCUGCAGUGUCAUUUUCUGGGCCUCCUCAACUCCCUUCCGUAGUGUGAGUUAUACUGAUGCACUGUUCAUGUGCGUCAGUGCUAUAACUGGGGCUGGUCUCAAUACAGUGGACUUGUCAUCCCUGAAUACCUUCCAGCAGCUUAUAUUGUUUUUCCUAAUCAUUGUUGGGUCACCUAUCAUAAUUUCGAGUACCGUUCUCUAUGUGAGAAAGCGGGCCUUCGAGUCCAAAUUUAAAGGGAUCUCGCAAGAGCGCGCACGGUCCAGACACAAUUCUGUAUUCGACCAUCAGGCAAGGUCGGAUAUUGACUUGCCUAGCUAUUCUCGCCCUGGCAAUACAGGGGCAUACGGCGGAGACCAAUGUGAUCAAUCGAACUCAGCGGCCCAAACUACGCCCACAGACCCCACGGAUCUAAAUCAUAUACAUUGGGUUGGAGAUGAUCAGAUAACGAUCGGCAAUGUGAAACCACGAUGCCACCAUCAUCGUGUUUUUCCAAUGGCGGGAGUCGGGGCCAGAAAAGAUCUGAACAAUGAUCCAAGAGACGUCCCGCCAAAUCACUCGUUAUAUGACGAAACUGAACUUGCUGGGUUUAAGGGCGUUUUGAAGGGCACUCAGAAAUUCAUUUUGGCCUCGAAAGCCUUCAUAUCACGUAACUCACAGUUCCAUGGUCUCACCCCUGAAGAGCGUGAAGAGCUAGGUGGAGUCGAGUACAGGGCGGUCUCUUUCCUGUCAAUCAUCGUGCCAUUGUACUUCUUCUCUUUCCUUAUCCUCGGGGCCAUUGGUGUAGGAAGUUGGCUCACUGUGAACCGUCCACGUGUUGCCCAGGACAAUGGAUUGUCGCCCUUCUUCACCGGCGCCUUCUUUGCGGUUUCUGCGUUUGGGAAUAGCGGAAUGGCUCUUCUGGACGCAAACAUGACUGCAUUACAAACUAAUGCAUAUCCCCUUAUUACGAUGGGAAUGUUGAUCCUAGCGGGAAAUACAUUGUAUCCCUGCUUCUUACGUUUUAUUAUCUGGGGGAUGAGGCGUCUUUUGCCGAAAAAGGCGACCUGGGACGAAUGGAAGAUUACGCUGGACUUUAUUCUAAAGCACCCCAGGCGGGUCUAUACGAACCUCUUCCCGGCACGCCACACAUGGUACUUGCUGGGUACCAUAGUCAUUCUAAAUGGAAUCGAUUGGGCUGGUUUUGAAAUCCUCUCAAUCGGCAAUAAUGAAAUCGACAGCCUGCCAACGGGAUAUCGAGUCCUGGACGGCUUGUUUCAGGCAUUAGCCGUGCGCUCUGGAGGAUUCUACGUUGUGACCAUCUCCAAACUUCGCCAAGGCUUGCUUGUCUUAUAUGUGCUUAUGAUGGUUAGUAUCACUCUUGAUUCGGUAUAUCACGAACCGUGAUAGCCAACUGAUAAGUAUCCAGUAUGUUUCAGCAUUUCCGGUAUUGAUUACUAUAAGGAACACAAACGUCUACGAAGAACGGUCGUUGGGUAUCUACGCCCACGACGACGCAUACGACCAAGAAUCCUCGAGCUCCAGUUCCAGUGAGCUGUUUAUGGCUUUGAUCCGUCAGCAUCUCCUUGGGCGCUCCGACGUCCCAACGUCAGCCAAUGAAUCCUCCCGCGGUUACUUCGUUCGCCAACAGGUCCGUUCCCAACUCAGCCACGACAUUUGGCUGGUUGCUGUCGCGGUCCUGUUUAUCUCUAUCGCGGAGUCAUCCAACUACAACCACAACCCUAUGGCUUUCUCAACCUUUAACAUCAUCUUCGAGGCUGUCUCCGCCUAUGGGUGUGUGGGGAUAAGCGUGGGUUUUCCCGGAAAGAAUUACUCCUUCUGCGGCGCGUGGCAUACGAUCAGCAAGUUGAUCCUGGCGGCGGUUGCAUUGAGGGGAAGACACCGGGGUCUUCCGGUUGCUGUUGAUCGGGCAGUCAUGCUGCCGAGUGAGUGGCUGGCAUGGGCGGAAGAGGAGGAUGCAGCAUUGAGGAGCGAAAGGUCGAGGACUUGGGGGGCAGACAGGAUGCCUGUCGGGGCUGUUUAGUUUUGGAUAUUAAUGAGUAUGGUGCGCUUUGUUCGGAUUAUUUUACAAUUAAUCUUUGAUAGCAAUCAUGAGUGAGUUUUAGCAUGGUUAUAUUGUGGAUUUUGUCAUGUGCCACUGAGUCUAUGGGGGUUGGAUUCUUGCUUUGGAGGAUUUGCCACUCCAGGGCGUUCAAUAUGCACCAGGUUUCUGCUUGCAUCAUUUGUGAUGGGCAUGUCAAUGGCAUGGGUAAUUUGGAAGUGGUUAACCAGGCACCAUUGUCGAACUGCCCGUAUAAAAUAGAGGUGGUGAGCAGCCCAAGGGGAAUAUGUGACCGCUCACUGAGACCAUGAGUACUCAGGCGAGCGCUCACCUGAUGUAAAAUAUGUUGAUGGAGGUCGAACUCGCUGAGUUGGUUGUUCUAGCUAGGGUUAACUAGUUAACUAUCUACGCUAUGCUAACUAAGGAGCUGAACCAUGGGGACCACCAACAAAAUACUCCCUGGGCACUCCCUGAGCGCCCUCGUGAAAGCAUGGGCAUCCAGAAGGGGGAAAUCAAUGUGGUUC
This is a messenger RNA of Monascus purpureus, 3733 nucleotides long. NCBI's taxonomy places the organism in Eukaryota, Fungi, Ascomycota, Eurotiomycetes, Eurotiales, Aspergillaceae. The record is from the annotation of a GenBank genome assembly.